GGGAAACUCUCGCAAAGACUUCCCGGCCAGGUGCCGGCAAAUAUGGAGCGGCCGGGCGAGAGGACAGCACGUCCGCUGACCGGGUUGGGUGAAGAAAACGCCGGUCCGGUCCCUGAGCCGCUCGGAGCGCUGGAGGGCUCGCCACCUUGGCUGCAGCCUCCGAACUCGGGCUGGGAACGAAUUCGAGAGCUCUUUCGGCGGAAUGACCAAAAGGAAUACCCAGAAGAAUCUGUGCAUAUAAUUAAAGCAGCGUUUACGGGGAGUCUUGUUGGCUUCGUCUAUGGCGGUAUACCUGGAUAUUUAAAUGCCAAAAAACAGUACAUUGAGCAAUGUGAAGGAGAACUCUAUCAUAAUCGGCUGGAUGCUGUGCAAUCUAUGCAACGUUCAGCAAUCAGGGGAUUUAUCCGAUAUGGUUGGCGGUGGAGCUGGAGAGUUGCUGCUUUUGUGGCAAUAUUCAACACAGUGAAUACUUGUUUGUCUGUAUAUCGUGGUAAAAGUACCCUUGGUCACUAUACUAUUGCUGGAGCUUGUACCGGCAGCUUGUUCAGAAUGCAGUUGGGUUUGAGAGGUCUGAUUGGAGGCAGUGUUAUUGGAGGACUCUUGGGUGGCUCUCUGGGAACAUUACUAAUGGGAUUGCAAAAAGUUUCUGGAGAAACCUUUAUUGAGAGAAAGAAAAGGAAGAAAAGUGAGUUACAUGCAUUAAAGAUGGCAAAAUGGGAAGCCAGCCUUGAUAUUCCUGAAGAUAUUUCAGAAGGAACAGAUAAUAUCCUACAGGAAAAAGAUGGUAGAUAAUCUUCAAAAAUUCAAGUUUAAAAAUGGACUAGAAGCCCUUUGUGGGACGGAGAGAAGUUUGAAUGCCUCUGGACACAUAAUUAAAUAUGUGCAGGUGACAACAGAACUACUUUUUGUGGCGAAAACAGUAACUUUAAUUUUUGAAAGAAAAAAAAAUAAAGGUGUAUAAAAAUAAUUCCAGGGAAUAUUAAUAUAAAACACAAAUUCUUAGAUGUACUGUUACUGCUCCCUUAAAUAUAAAAAAAAUCAGUAAAUUAGAUGCAAAACUGUGGUUUUGUUCAGUUUAGAACCCAUAAUGUAAAAGAAGUUUGAAUCACUUAUGCCUCAAUAUGUCCCUUAUAUCAAAUCCUUAUAGCAAGCCAGUACCUCACAUUCCCAACACUUCUUUCUAGACAGAGUGGUCUCAAACUCUAUUUCUUAGUGCCACUCCCUUCCACCAGUGAUAAUGAACUGAGUUUAUUCUAUUUCUGCAACUAUUAUUUAGGAAAUAAUUUGAAUGAAUGUUAGGAAAAGAAAAGAAAAUAUUUCUAUGUCCGAGCAAUCUCAUCUAGCUGUUUUGACUCUACCAUUCUAGCAAACAACCAUGAGAUGAAGAUGAAUUAAAAAAAACAUUUAUCUCAAAUAUGUAAACUGGUACUGGCAUCUAAUUAAUGCAUCAACUGAUUUUUUUUGUCAUGAAUAUGGCAAGGAAGGGAACUACAUACCACAGUGAGUGAUUAUGUGAAUUAGUUCAUGGUUGUUAGGUUUGUUAUUCUUCUAGCCUAGUUCAGCUGACCCAAUCAUAUGUCAUUUGCAAGAUAAUUUCAAACAUGUUUUCAGAAAUACUGCAUAAACAAUUUAAAACUGUUCUAUUAUAUGGUUGCAAUAUAAAAGUCAA
This is a messenger RNA of Pseudonaja textilis, 1669 nucleotides long. It is a transcript of the gene TIMMDC1, whose product is annotated as translocase of inner mitochondrial membrane domain containing 1. Lineage: Eukaryota; Metazoa; Chordata; Lepidosauria; Squamata; Elapidae. Gene Ontology annotation, biological process: mitochondrial respiratory chain complex I assembly. The record is from RefSeq and is a predicted model, not a curated record. Gene Ontology annotation, cellular component: mitochondrion.